This is a messenger RNA of Psylliodes chrysocephalus, 3625 nucleotides long. The record is from the annotation of a GenBank genome assembly. NCBI's taxonomy places the organism in Eukaryota, Metazoa, Arthropoda, Insecta, Coleoptera, Chrysomelidae.
CAAGUGUCAAAUUGGAGAUUUCCGUAAAAGCCGAUUUCCAAACAUGUCAUUUUCAGCUUUUUGAAAAAUUAAAUAUAAAGAAAACAUUGAAGGAAAAGAACAUGUCUCAUCAUUAUGUUGUUACGGCUCACAAGCCGACUGCUGUUACAUCAUGUGUAACUGGCAAUUUUACGUCCCCUUCCGAUUUAAAUCUUAUUGUUGCUCGAAAUACUCGAUUAGAAAUAUACUUAGUAACUCCUGAAGGUUUAAGACCUAUUAAGGAAAUUGGAUUGUAUGGAAAAGUGGCAGUAAUGAAGCUAUUUCGACCACAACAUGAGAAGAAAGAUUUACUAUUUGUAGUUACUUUAAGAUACAAUGCUAUGAUUUUGGAAUGCAUUAGUGAUGGAGAAAAUAUAGAUAUCAUCACAAAAGCACAUGGAAAUGUUUCAGAUCGAAUUGGAAAACCUUCUGAAACGGGCAUAUUAGCAGUGAUUGACCCAAAAGCAAGAGUUAUUGGGUUAAGACUUUAUGAAGGCCUGUUUAAAAUUAUACCUUUAGAUAAAGAUAACUAUGAAUUGAAGGCAUCUAAUUUUAGAAUGGAAGAAUUGCAAGUUCAUGAUGUUGAAUUCUUACAUGGAUGUGCAAACCCCACUCUAAUUUUAAUACACCAAGAUGGAAAUGGUCGCCAUGUAAAAACCCAUGAAAUUUCUUUGAGAGAAAAAGAGUUUGUAAAAAUUCCAUGGCGACAGGAUAAUGUGGAAACUGAAGCUUCCAUAAUUAUUCCCGUACCAUCACCACUUGGAGGGGCUAUUAUUAUUGGCCAAGAAAGCAUAUUAUAUCAUGACGGCAUCACUCCAGUUGUAGUUGCACCACCAGUUAUUAAACAAAGUACAAUAAUAUGCUAUGCCAAAGUAGACCCAGGAGGUCUAAGAUACCUUUUGGGUGACAUGGCAGGUCACUUGUUCAUGUUGUUCAUCGAAACGGAAAGCAGAGGAGAUGGUGCUGAAGCUGUCAAAGAUCUAAAAGUUGAAUUACUUGGAGAAAUUGCUACACCAGAAUGUAUUACUUACCUAGAUAAUGGAGUUUUGUUUAUUGGCUCUAGAAUUGGUGAUUCACAAUUAGUGAAAUUGAACCAAAAAGCUGAUGAAAAUGGUUCCUAUGUUACUGUAAUGGAAUCCUUUACAAACCUUGCACCCAUUUUGGACAUGUGUGUGGUUGAUUUGGAAAGACAAGGGCAAGGGCAGUUGGUUACUUGUUCAGGUGCAUUCAAAGAAGGUUCUUUGAGAAUUAUUCGAAACGGAAUAGGAAUUCAAGAACAUGCUUCAAUUGAUUUACCUGGUAUUAAAGGAAUGUGGGCUCUUCAGGUAGCAGGAAGUAAUCAAGACAAUACCUUAGUCCUUUCUUUUGUGGGGCAGACUCGUGUUUUAAGCCUAAAUGGCGAGGAAGUUGAAGAAACUGACAUUGUAGGAUUUGCUUCUGAUCAACAAACAUUCUAUUGCGGCAAUGUUGUUCACGACCAGAUCAUUCAGGUCACUCCGAUCUCAGCAAGACUUGUAUCAGCUCAAAACAAAACUCUGUUAGCAGACUGGAAACCUCCGACAGAUAAAAAUAUAAGUGUUGUGGCUUGUAACACACAACAAAUUAUUCUUUCUACAGGAUCUGCAUUGUACUAUUUGGAAAUUCAUCCUAACGAACUUAUACUUAAAGGAAAUACUACACUGGAUGUAGAAGUUGCUUGUCUUGAUAUAAGUGUUCUUGGUGAAGGAACAACAUCGGAUUUAGUGGCAGUUGGUUUAUGGACUGAUAUUUCUGCUCGGAUUUUAAGGCUUCCAGAUUUAUCUGAAGCUACUAAAGAACUGUUAGGUGGAGAAAUUAUUCCUCGGUCAGUUCUGAUGGCAAGCUUUGAAGGUCACAACUAUCUGUUGUGCGCUUUGGGAGAUGGAUCAAUGUUCUAUUUCACACUACACAAAGACUCAGGAUUGUUGAGUGAAAAGAAAAAAGUAACAUUAGGAACGCAACCGACAGUUUUACGAACAUUUAGAUCUCUAAGUACAACAAACGUUUUCGCUUGUUCCGAUAGACCCACUGUUAUUUAUUCUUCUAAUCAUAAACUAGUAUUUUCAAAUGUUAAUAUGAAGGAAGUGAACCAUAUGUGCUCGUUAAAUGCUGAAGCCUAUCCUGAUAGUCUUGCAUUAGCAACAGAUACUUCAGUAACAAUAGGAACUAUUGACGAAAUUCAGAAAUUGCACAUAAGGACCGUUCCAUUGCAGGAAUCAGCUAGAAGAAUAGCUUAUCAAGAACAAACACAGACCUUUGGUGUAGUCACAGCACGUAUUGAUAUCCAAGACUCUACGGGAUUAAAUCCUGCAAGGCCUAGUGCUUCUACGAUGGCACAAUCUGUUACAAUAUCAAGCAGUGUAGGUUCAUUAGGAAUUAGCAAAUCCAGUAGCAGCAGUUUGUUAACGAGUCAAGUUCCUGAUUAUGGACAAGAAGUUGAAGUUCAUAAUUUACUGAUUAUUGACCAAAACACAUUUGAAGUAUUACAUGCCCACCAGCUUAUGCAACAGGAGUAUGCAAUGUCUCUGAUAUCUUGUGUCCUAGGAAAUGAUGCAGUUCCAUAUUUUAUUGUUGGCACUGCAAAUGUCAAUCCUGAAGAGGCAGAACCCAAACAGGGCAGACUUUUAGUAUUUCAUUGGGGUGACAAUAAAUUAACCCAAAUUUCUGAAAAGGAAAUUAAAGGAGCUUGUUAUUCUUUAGCCGAAUUCAAUGGCAAACUAUUGGCUAGCAUCAACAGUACUGUUCGGCUAUUUGAGUGGACUGCAGAGAAAGAAUUAAGGUUGGAAUGUUCACAAUUUAACAAUAUUAUUUCACUUUUUUUAAAAACCAAAGGCGAUUUCAUUUUGAUUGGUGAUUUGAUGAGAAGCAUGACCCUCUUGCAGUAUAAAACUAUGGAAGGGAGUUUUGAAGAAAUUGCGCGUGAUUACAACCCCAACUGGAUGACAGCCAUCGAAAUACUUGACGAUGACACGUUCCUUGGAGCUGAGAACAGUUUCAACAUGUUUGUCUGUCAAAAAGAUAGCGCUGCUACAACAGAUGAAGAGCGGUCUCAAAUGCACGAAGUAGGGCAGUUUCACGUAGGUGAUAUGAUCAAUGUUUUCAGGCAUGGAUCACUAGUUAUGCAAAAUAUUGGAGAAACGUCCACCCCUACAAGAGGAUGUGUCUUAUUUGGAACCGUUGGUGGUGCUAUAGGUUUGGUAACACAAAUACCACAAGAUUUCUAUGAAUUUUUACAAGAACUCCAAGAUAAACUGUCAUCAGUGAUAAAAUCAGUUGGUAAAAUUGAGCACUCUUUCUGGAGAGCGUUUCACACAGAUAUAAAAACAGAGAACAGUGAAGGAUUUAUAGAUGGAGAUUUAAUAGAAAGCUUUUUAGACUUGUCGCAAGAUAAGAUGAAAGAAGUAGCUGAUGGAGUAGGGAUGACUGUAGAGAAUUUAGUGAAAAUGAUUGAAGAUUUAACUAGGAUACAUUAAAUAAGAACAUGAAAAUAUAAUUUUGUUUCAGAGUGGAUUCCUUACUGUAAAUUAAUCAAGCAGUCUGUUUUAUAGUUGCCUGAUAAUUAUGUUUGAAAUAAAAAAUUUUCUUACAA